AUUCUUUCUGUUAACAGAUGUGUCUUAGAAGACAGCGUUUCGGAAAACACAAUUAAUCUUGUUUCCAACGACGCCCAAGUCAUUGAGAAAUUGGGACAUUAUGCUUUCAAUGCGUCAUUUGGAAUCCUGGAUGUAAUACUCGCUUUGAUUCUUCUGUGGUAUUUAGUAGCCUGGCAAGCUCUGAUAGGAGUUUUCUUCUUCGUCUUAAUCAUUGUCUAUAAUACCCUGGCAGGUCAUAAAUCUGGAAAGAUUCGCGCUAAAGCUGCCACACAAACUGAUAGAAGAUUGGAGAUAAUAAAAGAGAUUGUUUCUGGGAUCCGUUUGGUGAAAAUGUGCGCUUGGGAGGGGAACUUCAGGAAACUGGUUGCACAAUUGAGACGGUUAGUAGUUUCUGUUAGUUAA
Porites evermanni is the source of this 402-nucleotide messenger RNA. Lineage: Eukaryota; Metazoa; Cnidaria; Anthozoa; Scleractinia; Poritidae. The record is from the annotation of a GenBank genome assembly.